UGAAAAGGGGAAUGCAGUUGCUACAAUGCUUUGUUUCAGAGCUGACGUUUCAGUGACUACCCCGAGUUUACGCACCGUGUGAAUUUUAGCAGAAUUUGGCGGCCCUUACGAAAUUCUGAGUUUGAGCCCUUUGCUUUGCCGUAGUUGAAUCCGGAAGUCACAUUGCAUUUUCAUUGACGGUUCUAUUCCUCCUUACUGGAAGGUUGCAAUAAUAGGCAUCAUGAACUAUUCUGACUUCGACUCAGAUGGAUAUUCGUCGAAUGAAGAUGCAGACUACGUCCCAUCAGGUGAUAACCUCAGUGAAGAUGAUAUUAAUGAGUGUGAAAAGGAAGACCCUCUUCAUGAGGAUGACAGUGUGCCACAUCCCGGCAAUGCUGGCAAGAAGAAAAGGAAAGAAAAGGACACCAAAAUGAGAAAGAGGAAGAUAAAGGUGCUCAAAGUAGACAAGGAUGAUGAUGGAAAUGAAGAGCCUGAGCCGCUGCAGGAAGAAGUGAAAAAAAACACGGAGGGAGAGGAUGAUCGUGAAGCAAGACAAAAAAAGAAAUCAGAUGACCUGUGGGCAAGUUUCUUAUCUGAUGUUGGAUCCAAACCGAAAGACUCCUCGUCUGCUUCACUGUCUGUACAGAAUGCGGAUUCCUCCGUACUGAAGGUUGCUCCUUUGUGUACAGAGACAAAAGCACCAGGACCUUCUAAAGUCACCAUCACAAAAAUUUUUGACUUCGCUGGAGAAGAAGUUAGGGUCAAUAAGGAGGUAGCAGCAGAUUCCAAAGAAGCUAGGAGUUACAUGAAGAGCCAGAACACCAAACAGGAGAAUGAAGACGAAGAGACAAAUUCCUCCUUCAACCAAAUGCCAAAAAGCAAAUCUCUUCCUGGUCCCAGUGCUAAGCGUCCAACAGGAAUGUCAAGCAUCCUGAAUCGUAUUGGGGGAAAGAAACAGAAAAUGAACACACUGGAAAAGUCGAAGAUGGACUGGGAUGCUUAUAAAUCAGAGGAAGGCAUCACAGAUGACUUGGCCAUUCACAACAGAGGCAAAGAGGGGUAUGUGGAGCGGAAGAACUUUUUGGAGCGCGUUGACCACCGUCAGUUUGAGUUAGAAAAAGCAGUGCGACUGAGCAAUAUGAAACGAUGACCCAGACUGACAACAAAUACUUUCUCAUGUUUCAACUGAUGUUUCAAAUGCAUGCAUCUUUAUUUCUUACUCUGCUAUUAUUAGUUGCUAUUUACGCAGUAAAGUGAUUUCAAACUGUA
Messenger RNA from Mugil cephalus (flathead mullet), 1248 nucleotides. It is a transcript of the gene cfdp1, whose product is annotated as craniofacial development protein 1. The record is from RefSeq and is a predicted model, not a curated record. The coding region runs from base 221 to 1129 and encodes 302 amino acids. NCBI's taxonomy places the organism in Eukaryota, Metazoa, Chordata, Actinopteri, Mugiliformes, Mugilidae. The transcript is spliced from 8 exons.